UCAAAGCUCUGGACCUCUGCGCUGCAGCUGAAGCUAUGGACAUGUCUGCAGAGGAGGACGAUUCCACCAGCCCGAAAGAUCAAGAAUGGCCAGAAGUGGAGAAGGCUGAAAAAUUAGCAAGAGGAGCCGCCUUAAAAUGGGCAUCUGGAGUGUUUUACCGGCCAGACAAAUUGGAGAGCCUUGGGGAGUAUCGGAUCCGGGAGAUACAACGCAACAGUUCCAUCCUAUCCCGUAUAAAGUCCACAGUACAGUCCUACCUGGAGGGCAUGAGCAUGGGCCUGGAGCAGCUACAUUCAGCUGCUGCAGAUGUCCAAGAUGUGCGUCAAGCCCUGGGAGGUGUGUGCCAGUCCUUGGCAUCCAGCGCCGACUCUUUUCAGAGCCUACAGCGACUACGAGAUGUGGCCGUGGAACAUGCCCAACUGGGUUCGGUUGUCCAGACAUUGCCCCAGCUUUUCUCAGUACAGAAAGUCCUUUCCGAGACCUUUGAUCUCCUGCAGAGCCAACAUCUCCUGGACGCCCACGUGGGGCUCAUGGACCUAGAGUGCUUGCGGGAUGAUAUUCUCUUCCAGCUGCAUCACCACAACCUGCUCAGUCCCUCCCACCUGGCCAGUGUAGAGUCUUUAUUUGGGGGCCUCUUGGCACUGAACGAUGCCCUCGCCCAGCACCUGUGGCACAUUGUGGCUAACGGCACAAGGCUGGUGUCUGAAGACCCAUCCCUCUUUGUCUCCACCCUGCGCAUUAUCGAGCGGGAGGAGGGGAUUGAUGCUGCCCUGCUGCUGAGAUCUCAGCCUCCGCAUGGCUUUCUCCCGCCAGGGCGCCCAAAGUGCUGGAGGCAGAAGUUCUUCCAGGUUGCACAGGACACCAUAGUUGCUGCCCACUUCCAGGCUGUGCCGAGCAAUGGCCAAGGGCAGCAUCUCGCUCAGCACUUGGCAUCCUUGCAGAGCAGCAUCCUAGCCGAACUGGGCAUUGUGAAAGAUCUUAUGGUGCAGUGCUGCCCACCUCACUACAACAUCCUUGCAGCUUUUGCUGCCAUGUAUCGUCAAGGCCUUGCCAAACACCUGCGUCACAUCCUCACUUUGGAGCUGGAGAAGCAGGAGAUCUUUGCUCUCCUCCAGUGGGCACUCCAUGUCUAUCCAAGCUCUGAAAUGAUGACCCACCCAAGCCUUCUCCCUGAAGUGGAUGUGACAACCUUGGGACCUCUGCUUUCUGUGGAUACAGUAGACUACCUGGAGGAGACUUAUGUAGGGAAAGUACAGGCCACCAUAGGUGAGUGGAUGCAGAACAUGCUGGAGAUGGAGUUUAAAGAGUGGUUCAGCGAAGAGGAGCCAGAAUCAGACUAUCAAGGCUGCUUCCAGACCAGCCUUCCAAUGAUUGUCAUGAAGAUGCUGGAUGAAAACAUCCAAGUGGCAUCCCUCAUCUCCGAUACCCUCCAGCAGAAGGUGCACAGCAUGGCUCUGGGCGAGCUGGAGGCUUUUCUGGGCAGCCUAUAUGAAGACCUGGUAGGAUUUGGCAAGGCACAUCAACGAGAGCCUACGGUAUGCAAGUGCUACGUGCCUUACUUGCUGUCAACCCUCAACAACUGCCUGGCUCUCAGAACCUCUGUCUCAUCCCUGUGUGCAGACAAAACAUCAUCCUUGGAGCCCAGCAAGACAUCAUUAUCCCUUAACGUUGCCCUGGAGAAAACCCAGAAGAAGGCUUGUCAGCUGUUACUGGAAGAGCUGCUGGCAGAUCUGCAGCCUCUGUAUGUUCAGCUGCCCUCCCGUCAAUGGCUGUCUGGUGAAUCUCAACUGCUGAGCGGCAUAUGCGAGGUGGUAGACAAGCACGUGAAAAUCUUCUGCAGAACUCACCGACCGAUCAGGAUGCACCUCCUGUCAGAGACUGAGCACUUGGUCAUGAGCCAGUACGUGAGGGCUCUCUUGCAGAAAAGGCUAGUGUGCCGGAAUGCGAAAGAAAGGAGCCAGAUGGCCAGACAGAUGUUGCAAGAUGCCUCUCAGCUGAAGGAGCUCUUCUGCAGCCUGGGCCUGGAGGAGAAUGAGCAGACUCUCCAAGUGAUUGCUGAUCUGCAGGAGCUCAUCAGCCUCAAGGACCCCUCCAUGCUGAGCCUGGAGGUCCUGGGAUUUGUGACAAAAUAUCCUGAUAUCAGCGAAGACCACGUUUCCAUGCUCCUCGACUUGCGUGGCGACGCCUCUAAAGAAAUCCGCAACAAUGUGCUGGAGAUCAUGGUGCAGAAUCCUCAAGUGCUGCCUGAGAAUUAUGAGCCUGUGUUUAGCAACAUCUUGGUUCCUGCUCCAGAGCCGCCCUUCUGUCUUGGGAAGUCCAAGUGUGCCUGACAUAUCCAAAGAUGCUGCUAGCAGAACACCAGGUUGGCCAUCUCUGCAGUUUGCCAGGAUUGCAGCUGGUGACCUUCAGCAAAGUGGAGCUUGAGAGGGGGCGGCCUCUUGUUGUUUUUGGCAUUCCAGUGAUCCAAAACAUAUUGAGCUAUUUUUGUGUGUGUCUGUGUACAGUGAGGUGGGGGGACUAAAGUGAGUUCGGUGUUGUGCACUCUCUUGCAUUCAGUCACACGCACUCUCUAUAUUCUAUGUAAGUCUGUACACAAGAGAGGUAGGUGCCAACCAUCCAGAUAGUGGCAGUGGUGGCUCUAUGUCAGUGAGACAGUGGUAUCCGCUCUGGGUUUUCGUCUGAACUUUCAAGGGGCUGUUUAAGAUGCUCAACCACUGCCCCACUGACAUGGAGCCACCAGCCACCACUGCAUCUAGGCAUCAGUUGGACUUGCUGCAAUGGUUGUAGCAUUUGGGGCAGGGGUUGGGGAACCUAUGGCCUUCCAGGUGUUGCUGGACCACAACUCCCAUAAUCCCUCACCAUUGCCCAUCUUGAGGGGGGCUGAUAGGAGAUGAACAACAUCUGGAGGGACACAGGUUCCCCACCCCUAAUUUAAGGUGUCAAAUGUACGCUCAAAGUAAGCUGAGUAUUGAGCACUCUGUCCCCCAUUCACAGCCAUAAGUGCCAUAUGCAGUCUCUAUAUUCUAAAUAAGACUGUACACAGGAGUGGCUGCCUACCAUCCAGGCAUCAGUUGGACUUGCUACAAUGGUUGUGUCAUUUAGGAUGUAUGUUCAAAUGACACCCACCUCAAAAAAAACACCACUCUUACAAAUUCUACAUAGUAUUCUACAUGUAACACUUCUGCAGACCAACAAAUGCAGUGGAGCACAAACCUUGUAGCAUUUAGGGGGGGAAACCAAAGAGGCCUGUCAAAUGGCACCAAAGUUAGCUUUACCCUCUACCCCUCAAAAGAGCAUUGCUUAUUACAUUUGCAGGCAGGAUAACGUUCUGUUUUGCUUGAAUGAUCGCUAUUAUACAAACUAUGGAGCAUGACAACAAUGUGUUUCUUGGUUAACACUUAAGAGCCAAAGAAGGAUGCUCGCUAGAUGUGUAGCAUGCAACUUAUACACCUUGUUUUUCCUGAAUUGCGGGCACGUGGGGAGGAGCAACUGUUACACACAGUAUACAGAUAGGGGAAGCUUACCUCUGCCCUCCCUGAGGCUAUUGGAACCAGCCACCCCUGUGCAUCUAGGACCCCAGUCAAGGAGGGUUCCAAUCAUGCUGGGGAGGGAAGAGAUGAGCCACUCCUGUUUGCAUCCCUGUAGGGAUGGGGGAGAAAUUCAAUUCAGUUUGCAUUUAAAGACGAACCAACCUAAUCUGCCUCUUCCAAAAUAAUAUGAAGUCCGAAACACAGCCAUCCUUCAAAAUUUGCCCUUGUCUGAAUUUUGCAAUGCAGUUCUCCAGCCAAGUAAUAUGUACAAAAGUGCAAAUGCUAGGUAAAGUGUUCAAAGAAAUAAAUAUACUAGUGAAAAUAACAUACA
Molecule: messenger RNA, 3861 nt
Organism: Rhineura floridana
Lineage: Eukaryota; Metazoa; Chordata; Lepidosauria; Squamata; Rhineuridae
Gene: EXOC3L1
Product: exocyst complex component 3 like 1
Exons: 13
Coding region: 36-2330 (764 amino acids)
Biological process (GO): exocyst localization; exocytosis
Cellular component (GO): exocyst
Molecular function (GO): SNARE binding
Source: RefSeq, a predicted model, not a curated record